UAAAUGUCUUGUUAAUUUCCGGUAAAUUACUAAAAUUUUUAAAAAGUUGUGUUCAUUUGGAAGAUUAUGGGUGGGUGUAUGUGGUGAUACUGAUAAUGAGUUUAGUAAGUAUAAAAAAUGUAAAAUGCCGAUUAGGACCACAUUGCCUUUGAGACUCUUUAAAAUCAGUCCGCUAGUGAGUUUUAAGCCUGGAGCCGGCGUGGUGUAUCAUCCAACAGUCCAUGACGCUCAUUUAAACGAAACACUAAGAUUUGAAAAGGCCGUUAAAAAAGGAAUAAGAUUACCACAAACUAGGAGUGAUUGUUAUUAUAAUGGCCUGAAUCCAGACAAGGUGGUUUCAAAUGACUGGCAGAGCCUUGACCUGGGAAGGAUGCCCAUGAGAGGCGGGUACAACUACGCUGGAUACAGACUUCCUCAAGUGAAUGCUUUUAAUGAGGACGAACUUGUUCGUUUUUUCGACUUGGAGAACUUCUUGCAGAGAUAUUCCCUAAAGGAGAUUUGGAAGUCAGCCAAGUUCAGGCUCAGAUUCUCCACCAUUAUGUACCUCUCAUUCAUCUUCCCCUUCUUUUUUGUGUGGUCUGAGUCAGUUUGGAAACAGCGUUAUGAGCCUCUGGAGCCCUCAAUUCCCACUGAAGACUACCAUAAACACUUCGUCUGGCACUCGCUCGGCCACAAACUUGACCAUCACGCCUUUGUCCAGUACUCUGAGGCUAGAAGAACUCACAAGUGGAGGAAUGACCAAAUUAACCCCGAAGACUAUAUCCCACCCCAAUACAGAUAUUUACAAAAACUACCUAAAAAUGCUCUUACACACUAAUAUGUUAUCGUACA
Molecule: messenger RNA, 831 nt
Organism: Theileria parva strain Muguga
Lineage: Eukaryota; Apicomplexa; Aconoidasida; Piroplasmida; Theileriidae
Exons: 2
Coding region: 125-817 (230 amino acids)
Source: RefSeq, a predicted model, not a curated record